AUUAUCCAGUUUUUGGUUUUGUUUUGUUUUUUCUUUUUUUCCUGGUCGAGGGUCAGUCUGUCCAGGGGGCUAUGCUGAUUUGUCCCAGGGAGUACCGCAUGCCAGUUAUUUGCUCACCCGGUGGUCUCUUUACAGGGUAGGAGCUGGUGUCUGGUGGCACAGGAGCACUUCUGAUUUUAACGUGGCAGGGAGAUGCUGUGCACGGGCUGUAGUUGUGGAGGUGUAGGAGUUUUGCCUCUUCUUGGUGGUUUUUCCUGCUAGGUGUAUUUCCGGUGUCUCUCCAAGAGUUUACUUUAGGAAGCACGCUUUCUGCUUCCUCCCUCUAGUCUUUGGUGGUGUUCUUGAUGCUAGCUAUUCUAGCAGGGGUGAGGUGGAAUCAUAGUCUUCUUUUGCUUUAUGCAGAAUGUUCACAGGUUUUACUUGUACUUAGUAGAACAAAUAAAUUCAUUUCAUUUUAACUGGGAGCAGAAGUUGUAAUUGAUCUGUUUAUUUUGAGUGUAAUUCUGUUUUAAAUAUAAAUAUAUGUUGCCUGUCUGUACAAUGUGUAAUUCUUGAGUAUAAAGCACAUAGUUCUAUAUUGUUGUAAGUAAUCAAAUGCCAUUAAUUAAGCCAGUAUAUAAUGAAAAGAUUUAUAAGGUCUUUGUUUUGAAUCCCACUUUUUAAAGUGCUAAUAUAGAAAUUCCAAUACCUGUUGCUCGUACUGAAAGGAGAGUUUGCAUUAGUCUAGCUUUGAAGGUACAGUGAUUGCCUAUAAAGCUGCAGUUUUCCUUUCUAAAGAGUUAAUUCUUUCCAAUGUCCUCUAGAAUUUGGAGUGGCUUAUUUUACUUAUGUAACUGGAUCCAUGUUGGUUUGUCAAAAUUUAAGUACCCACUACAAAAGAAAGAAGCUACUUUUCUAGUAGAAAACUGACUGUUAAAAAUCACUUAGCUGACGUCACAUCUUUUGUUCCCAUUUGUUAGAUCAUUUUUAUCUGUGGCUUAUACUAGAAAUAAAUCUUUAUACAUCACAUGGACAUCAAAUAUAAACAUGUAACUUUGAAAGCUUAUCCCAUAGAAUUUCUAGAAGAUAGAAAAGAUCAUUGUAAGGUGAGUCUCAGUUUGUGUCAUGUGAUUUCAUUCAUUCAUUUAUCCCUGUCCCCCUAGAGGCAUUAAUGUGACAAGCCUAUUGCAUGCAGAGUGAAACAGACUGCCAUCAACUACUGGUAUGUUACUAAGCAUGUUGAGUAUGUAUUUACAUUUCCCUUACAAAGAAAUGAUAUGGUGUUAGUUUGUUAGUUAUGAAGAGAAUGAGGGGAAAAACUUUAGAGGAAGUUAGUAACAGACAUUACCUUAAUUAAUAGUAUUCUUAAAAUUGUAUGUUUUGUCAUAUCUUUUAUUAGAUUAUGACAGGUUGCAUUAUGAUAGUAAUGAAGGAUAGCUAGUAUUAAUUUUAUUAUUAAACACUAACCAUAAACCAGCUGCAGUUCAAUGCUUUUCAUAAGCUAAUUUUAUUUAUUAUAAAUUAAUUACACAUACUUAUGUAUCACAUACAUAGAUCCUAAUAUAAUUUACCAUCAAGUAAUAUAAAAAAGUAAUUAAGGAAUGUUUUAAGACUAACUUAAUCUACUUAUUUAGGUCAAUAUUUAUGAAGCAGAUCUGUUUCAUGCCUUGCUAAGAACUUGCUAAUGCUAUUUCAUGUUAAUAAAAGAUUUAAGUCUCUGAUAUAGCUGGUGUGCAAACUGCAAGAAUCAUGCAUGUUUUAUGCAUCCUAAGAUUUAUUGCUAAGCUGUUGCUCCUUAGCCCCUUGCUGUCUUGCCCUUUCUGGGUAGGGCUUCUGUGCAUUAGCCUCAGUAGCAUUGCUCCCUGCUGAUAUAAAUACACUCAUGGUUAAUGAACCUGAGGUGUGCUAAUCAAACCUGUGUUUUAUUGACACAGUGACUGUAUUAUUAUACUACAUGAAUGUUCAGCCCUUUCUCUUUCCUUAAUGGUCUAAUGAGCUACUUGCUUUAAACCCAAGUCUUUUCUACACCCUCCUCAUUUUGUCCUGUAGGAGGUGGCCAUUCAAAACAUCUAGACAGGAACUUAACCAGUUAGUUCCCUGCUGACAUUAGUAAAAUACAUAGUAGUCCCUCAGCAUCAAGGAACUUCAGACCUGCAGGGAACAGUUCGACUCCAUUGUUUUUGGUUUUUUUUUGAGAUAAAGGAGUAAUUUUUGUUUGGAUUGCCUCUCCCAUUUUCAAGUAGGCUUAAAAAAAUCCACAUAACCUAACUUUUAUGUAAAUUAUUCUAAGUAUUUUAUUUCUUAAAUUGUAUGAGUAGUUGAAGUGAUUUGUCCCUCUCUUUUGGAAAAAAGAAAACUUUAGACUAGCAAGGUAAAUAUCAGAAUGUACAAUUAUAGUAUCUUACCUGGGCUUUUUGAAUUGCAAAUCAAACUGGGAAACUUAUUUUAAAAUAAAAAUUACUAUAGGUUUGCAAAUUUCAAGUGAAAUCAUGUUAUUUAAUUGACAUAUUAGAAUUUAUGUCUCACCUUUUAGUGAAAUAAAUUUUAGUACUUUUUAUAAAUUCAGGAGAAAGAAACAAAAUGUCAAUUUAUAGUCAUUGAUGGUAUUACAAACCCAGAACAAGUGUUAUAUCAGUUGCUUACAUUUUAGAAUAUCAAAUGUAGCAAAACAAUGUGACUUGUAAACAAUAAGUCUUUAAAAACAAGGAAGAUGACUUUUGUAGUCUAAAACUAUUCAUUUUUCUUCUAUCAAAAUCAAGGUCCUAUGACAUUAUACAUGGGAAUUUUUUGAGUUACAGUUGUGGAAACACAUGGCUUUGUUCUAGCAGAAAAUUUCUGACUAGUCCCUUAAGAUCUGUGCAUUACAGUACAUAAUGAAUUUUAUUGCUCUAAUUAUUUAAACAGUGUUUUAAGACUCCUGGUUCCUGAUAAUGCUUUGAAUUGUAGAUUUAAAAGGAUGAACUUCAAAAUAUCACCUGUUUUUUCAUUCACCAUUUUAUGAAUAUUCCUGUUUUUACUUCCAAGAAGAAAAUAUAUCAUGGUUGUUAUUAUGACUCAUUGAUGAAGUAUGUAAAAUAUGACUUUUUUCAAGCCUUUUAUCAGCAUAUUACUAUGUUUUGUUUAAUUUGAAAUUGGGUCAUCAAGCAAUAGUUUCAUGGUUUUUUUUACAUAUUUUUUGUAGUUUACUGGGUAAUCUCAGUGCAGUGGGGCGAAAACAUGAAGUGAUUUUUAUUUCUUCAGUUACCUCUUGUAUGCCCUGCCAAAUCUCCAAAUCAUAUUUACUAGUGCUAUCUUUGGCAAGUCCCAAGUUUGCUUGUUACCUUUAGUUUUUAAAAAUCUAGUCUAAGGGCUGAAGGGCGUGGCUUAAUGGUAGAGUGUUUUGCCUAGGGUUCAAUCCCUAGCAUGAAUAAGUAAGAAUUAAGUAAUCUAGUUCUGUGUGAAACUACAAGUUCAUAUUCUUCUAUUGCAAGCCAUCAGUUUUGGCUCAACAGAUUUAGAGGAGGAAGCAUACAUAUACAGUAGUCUCUUUCUCUACUACUCCUGCUCCAGGAUUUGUGGCUGAUGAGGUGAGGGCUUGACCUUGUUCUGAGACAGCUGCCUUCACACUCACCUCUGUUUUCCCUGCCUUACUCCUCUCAUUAUGGGAGGCUUAGUUGGGACUAGCUGAGGGAGAGGUGGCAGCUUAGCCUGUUUCAUCUACUGCUGACUUCCUCAUGAAUGGUGUCUAUGAUUUUCCUGAGGUGACGGUCAGUUUUUCCCAGCUCCCUCUGACCUUGAGGGACAGACAUGUUUUCUUUGGGCUUUACCAUGGUUGAUGUUCCUAACUGCCUCUGUUGGUGGGUGUCACUUGGUCAGCUUGGGUUGCUCAGUGAUUUCUGCCAAGAUUCUCCUUCAUUCCCUAUAAGGGCCAUGGGAAUCUGGGUGACCAUGUCUUCCACUGUCCUUUUUGUUUUUUCAGGUAUACUCCAUGCCUGGGACUCCUUGAACAGGCUCUCAGAUAUCUGCAAGCCUGGUCUCUGUGUCUUCAUAUGCUUCCAAACUGCCAGGAACAUACUGUAAACUGAGGAGACCUACAGGUUCUAUUCUUAGAUACCUCCCACCAGGGAAUGAAGUGUUAGUGUUGCCAUUGUGCAUAUUCCCACUCUGUCAGCUGUUCUCUUUGAGCUACCUUACUUACUGGAAAUACUUUAUAUCUCAUACGAUUGACCAUCCAAAAUAAUCCCCUCCUCUUUCCUCUCUGUCCCUAUUCCUCUGUGUAUUCUUUGUGGUUGGACCAGUUGUGCUGACUCUUAUAAGGGAUUGGGAGAAGAGAAUAAGGCCUACCCCUACAUAUUGGCAGCUCUUCAGAGUUCCUUUGUGAUUAGUUAUGGGUCUUAGUGUCAGUUCUGGGCAACAGGAAAAACAUCAGGAUUAGGUUCCUACUUGUGUGAUAAAAAGCCAUCGACAUAAGCUACAGUCUGGGGCUGGUAAGAAGUCCUCAGGGACACAGGUUCCUUCUACCUCACCCUGAAGCAUGUCAAGGUUUCUUCACGGCCAAAAAUGGUAAAAUAAUAUCUGUACUCCAACCAAUAGGCUGGUAAAAUGGGGAAAGGAGAACAGCAAGAGGCACACACUUGAAAUCUCUUUUAAAGUUGCUAGGAAGUCACCACAGAAUUCUUUCAUUUGCAUUCUUCUUAGUCAUCUGGCCAGUCAAAGCUACAAGCUUGCUUGGGAAACAACAGUUUUUAUUCUGAUCAUCCAAAAGUCCAGCUAGUCAUUGCUGUGGAAGGGUACUGGAGGUUGGCUAGCAGCAGCACUAUGACAUCUUUGAAGUUGAUUGCUAAUUUCACCUUUAUCUUUCAUGUCCACUACUGUGAUAGACAAAGUGGCAAAGAAUGUGUGACCUGUCUGACCUUAGCCCCUGUGCAGAUGACUUUCCAUGCUAUUGGAAGCUCCAUUGAAGCCAGCCAUGAUCAGGCAGCUUUAAGUGCCUUGAAACAAUUUUCUGAGCAAAGCCUGGAUCCAAUCGAUGGAACAAUGAAUAUUGAAAAAGCUUCUCUUGAAAAACAAGCCAAGCAUCCGAGAGAGAAAGCGGACAAUAACCAGGCGAGCCCCGGCCCCACCACUCAGGACUGCAAGAAAUCAAAGCCGGCCAUCUAGCAGCCACCAGAACCCACGCUGCUACUGCAUCCUUAUAAACCUGUCAGCACGCAUGAGGGUGUCUGUGUUGAAGGAAAUGAAUGACUAAUAGCAUUAUUUGAGUGUUAUGUGAAGACAACACUAUUCUAACACGAGAGAUAAUAUAAGUAGUACUGUUGAUUCAACUGGCAAAAAAUAAAACUUGGAGCAUUUCCCUUGGAACUUGAGAUCAGAUCAUAACUCAUUCGCCCAGAGGCACUGGAAAUUUGAUCCUGCUACUGGAGCUUAAAAUAACAAUUAAUGAAAAGUGUUAGAAACAGAGCUCAAGUUUUAAAAAUGGUUAAUAGGGAAGUUGGGUUUGGUUCCGUUGUUAGGAUUGUUUUUGUCGUGACGCUUGUGUUCAGUUAUAGUCUCUCUCUCCUUUGAAAUAAUGCCUGACAAUUUGAAAAUUAACCAAUGACGUGCUGUGGAAUGUGAUGGUGGUUGUCUUCAUAUCGAGUCACACUGUUUCUCUUUUUAUGCAGGUAUUUGUAACCCUCAUCCUAUAUCGAUAUGAAUUACUUUAAGGUGCACUACGCAGAGAUGUAUGCAAACAAAUAACUUUUAAAUCAGGUCAGAUAUUUGAUUAAAAAUAUGAAGUAAUGCUAGGAACAAGUAGUUUCCAUAUACUCCAGGAAUUAAAAAAAAAAAAAAAAAAAAAAAAAAGAAACAAAACCAAGCAGUUGUGGGUUUUGAGCUCCAUGAUAUCAUUAAGCACUCAGGGGGCGUCUUGCCUCUGCACCUCAUCUUCCUGGAUUCCACUGUCUGUCGUGGAAAUCCUGCCCACCCAUCUGUGUGUCGUAGCCACUCACUGUUUGAUCAAGAGUGUCUUUAUUAACAGCCUCUGGAGUCAGGACAGUGAGUAGGAUCAAAAUAAACACUGUACAGGGCGGGGAAGGGAAAGACUGUUGGAGAAGCUUCUAGCCAGCCACGCUUUGGACCAGCAUGUUGGAAUCCAGCGUGGGGCAAAUGCAGUAAAAACUUGGUUGGUUUCUGUGUGAAGUGUUGUUCUUGUUGUUUUUUCGAUCCCUCACUCUCAUCUUCUAAAUAUCACCUCAGUGAAACUCAUCUGGAAGGCCACCACCUGGCCUGAUCGUCCUGCCCAGCAGUGGAAUUAAAGAGUGGCCUGUAUCUGCGAAACUGCAGAGCCGCCCCCUGGGUGACUUGGGCCUGAGUCGGUAUGGGUCUGGUCACCAACGUCAUCUCAUUGUUCAGGCUUUCUCCUUAUUGAUUUGCAAACGUUGUGCAAUGAGAAAACAACACUUGUAAGGUCUAACUGCUCGACCCAACCU
Molecule: messenger RNA, 6428 nt
Organism: Castor canadensis (American beaver)
Lineage: Eukaryota; Metazoa; Chordata; Mammalia; Rodentia; Castoridae
Source: RefSeq, a predicted model, not a curated record